UGCAAACCCCGCCCCAUAAGAAAGAAGCCAUAGUCUAAUAUGGUUUAUAUGUCUUUAUAUGGAGCGAUGGGCGGAGCUUCAGUGACCACGGCUGUUUAGUGUCACUUUCACCCAAUUCGUUAGCCUACUACGAUUCUCAGAGAUGAGCUGGACAGCUGGCGGGUGAAACGCACGGGACGGGUGAAAGACCUCCGCUUGUAAACACUACGCACAAGUUUUAUUCGAACUGAACUGGACGGAUCCUUUACGAACUUUCCCAGUGAAAAGACACGUGUACACGGACGGAAUUGUAAGUGUUUAUUAUAAGGAACGCUUGAGAAUUUUAUUUACGCGUUUUUUGCAUUAGGUGAAUUAUACAAUUGUCAUUGCUUAUCGCGUCGGGGUUGUAGCCUAUUUGGGUCUCAUCGAUUCCACAAAACGCCCAUUAAUAUCAAUAAGAUCGCGCAUUAAAAUCGAAAGCUUUCACGUGGGAUUUUCAAGAAGAUCGCGAAGCUUCAAACUGAUCGCUAUGGUGGUCUUGUGACGGGACUGGUUUUGUCGCAAGGACAUUGUCGUUUUUAUUUUGGACUGCAACAUGUUCUGUGGAUUUUCGAGGUGAGAAUUAAAACCUCGCGUUGCUUUUUAUUCAAAAGCUAUGCCACCAUCUCGCUCACUUUGUAAACUUUAGGAUUAGAGAACGAAAGUUUCGUUCAGCCAAGUUUUUGUCGUGGAACGAUCGCUUAACGUUUAACGUCACAUACGGGAUCGUUCGUGAUCUCCUUCCCGCGUGAACGGAGACGCACUGUAUCGGCUGUUACCGCGAAAGUGUUACGGGAUAGCAUGGCAAUGGUAGUAAAUCAGUGGCAGGAGAACAUUUCGGCCGAUCCCGGGUCCCAGCUGCAGAUCUGCAGCCAGGAGCCGGGAGGGACCCCGGGAACACCCUCGGGUUCGACUCCGGGCAACGAUGCGCUCUCCGGGGAUAAGAUUCCCAACGUGGACUGCAUGGUGUGCGGGGACAAGUCCAGCGGCAAACACUACGGCCAGUUUACCUGCGAGGGAUGCAAGAGCUUCUUCAAGCGCUCGGUGCGACGAAACCUCAGUUACACCUGCCGGGGGAACCGCGACUGUCCCAUCGACCAGCACCAUCGGAACCAGUGCCAAUACUGUCGACUGAAGAAGUGCUUGAAAGUGGGAAUGAGGAGAGAGGCUGUUCAAAGAGGUCGUAUGUCUAACUCGCAGUCCAGUCCCGGGCAGUAUCUGAGCAACGGAGGUGACCCGUAUAACGGCCAGCCGUAUCUCUCCGGCUUUAUUUCUCUGCUCCUGCGGGCCGAGCCGUACCCCACCUCCCGUUACGGGGCUCAGUGCAUGCAGUCCAACAACCUCAUGGGCAUCGAAAACAUCUGUGAACUGGCCGCCCGUUUGCUCUUCAGUGCGGUGGAGUGGGCGAAGAACAUCCCAUUUUUUCCUGACCUGCAGCUCAUGGACCAGGUGGCUCUUUUACGCAUGUCGUGGAGUGAACUCUUUGUUCUGAACGCCGCUCAAUGCUCCAUGCCAUUGCAUGUAGCGCCCCUGCUGGCUGCAGCUGGUUUACACGCCUCUCCCAUGUCGGCCGAGCGGGUUGUGGCCUUCAUGGACCACAUACGCGUCUUCCAAGAACAGGUGGAGAAACUGAAAGCUCUCCAGGUAGACACGGCCGAGUACUCGUGUCUGAAGUCUAUCGUGCUCUUCACCUCAGAUGCCAUGGGUUUGUCUGAUGUGGCCCAUGUGGAGAGCAUCCAGGAAAAGUCCCAGUGUGCUCUCGAGGAGUACGUGCGGAACCAGUACCCCAAUCAACCCAACAGAUUCGGCCGCCUGUUGUUACGGCUGCCUUCCCUGCGCAUCGUCUCCUCUCCCGUCAUCGAACAGCUUUUCUUCGUACGCCUGGUAGGCAAAACGCCGAUCGAGACCCUUCUGCGGGACAUGCUGCUAUCCGGCUCUAGCUACAACUGGCCUUACAUGCCCGUUCAGAGAGAUCGGCCCAUCUCCCUUCAUUACAACGAAAACGGCCCCUGAUCCCGCCCGUUAAACCGUACCACGCCCCUGCUGUAGGGUUAUGACUGAUACAGAGGAUCUGACGGUAAGCCACGCCCCUUUCUGCCACAUCAUCACCAUUUAUCUGAAGCAUCGGCUGUUUGUUGGAGCACAUUGUUUUAUGUACCGCCAGUCAAGGUGGCCAAAUGUACAGUGUCCAUUCUUGAACAUUUUACCAGAACUGCUGUUGACUUUAGAUGGACAUUGAAAACGGCACCACUGUUGUACAGUGAAAGCCGGAGUAUAUCGAAAAUUGAAACUAAAAUCCCAGCAGCUGAAUUAGGUGGGACACGGUUUGUUAUGUCCCACAAUAAACUCAAGAGACCGGCCAGAAUCUCACAGGACUCGAUGGAGAUUGCCAAAGCAAGACAGACAACAGAAUUCUCGGAGACAUGUUGUGGACCCGAUGUCUGGGGUUAAUUUUCUCCGUCUUGUUUUUAUUAUUUGCAUUUUGGUCUCUGAUAAAGUGGGAAAACUUGAAAGUGGCACUUGAAAUUACCCUCAUUUUAUGUGCUCUUCUCAGCUACAUCCAAAUAUUCAACCAAUUCAGAAGGAAUGUUGUCUUGUCAAGCACAACAUAAUAUGUCAGUAUUGUUAAGUGCAGGUGUUUAUGUCCUGUAGAAAAAACACAGGUAAAAUAGGGUAUUCUGGGACAAAUAUGUACAUAUAAAUAUAUGUUACUAGAUUAAUAAAGUAUCAAAAGGGUAAUUUGUUAAUCUGAACUGUUGGAGUGUCAAGCAAAAAUAACUGAGAAUACCCUAAUUUACCCUAAACCAAUAAACUCAUGACCUCAAUAAUGCCAAUAGUCUGCCUUUGAUGACCAGGUAUAUUGUGUAGCACAGUUAUCAUCAAGUUACUUUCUUGCUCAUAUGAAUAUGUUUAAACCCCCGUUUUCACAUUUUUAACAUGGCACUACAGCUUCCAAGGCAGAAUUUGGAUAUAUAAGCCAUUGGGACCUUUGAAAGCAGGACCUGUUUGUAUUAGUUCACAGAAUAUUUCUAUAAAAGUAUGUUUGUUUUCUGUAUUUUAGGUUUGGAAAUAUGAAUUCAUGAAAUAAAAUCUGUCAUGCACAGAA
Molecule: messenger RNA, 3124 nt
Organism: Paramisgurnus dabryanus
Lineage: Eukaryota; Metazoa; Chordata; Actinopteri; Cypriniformes; Cobitidae
Gene: nr2f5
Product: nuclear receptor subfamily 2, group F, member 5
Biological process (GO): regulation of DNA-templated transcription
Molecular function (GO): zinc ion binding; sequence-specific DNA binding; DNA-binding transcription factor activity
Source: RefSeq, a predicted model, not a curated record